AUGCCUGACUUGCUCACUCUCUUGCUUGCUGCCUCCCUCACUCACUGCCUGCCUUGCUCACUGCCUACCUCACUAGCUAGCUCGCUCACUGACUCGCUCGCUCCCUUGCUCACUGCCUCCCUCACUAUCUCACUCACUAUCUCACUCACUAUCUCACUCACUAUCUCACUCACUAUCUCACUCACUAUCUCACUCACUAUCUCGCUCACUAUCUCACUCACUGCCUCACUUACUAUCUCGCUCGCUGCCUCGCUCGCUGCCUGCCUCCCUCGCUCACUGCCUCAGUCACUGACUCCCUUACUACCUAUCUUGCUGCCUACUUCUCUCCUGAAUGUGGUUAAUAUUAUAUGUAUUCUCUGA
This is a messenger RNA of Aspergillus novofumigatus IBT 16806, 360 nucleotides long. RefSeq lists its product as uncharacterized. NCBI's taxonomy places the organism in Eukaryota, Fungi, Ascomycota, Eurotiomycetes, Eurotiales, Aspergillaceae. The transcript has a single exon. The record is from RefSeq and is a predicted model, not a curated record. The coding region runs from base 1 to 360 and encodes 119 amino acids.